Messenger RNA from Thunnus maccoyii (southern bluefin tuna), 740 nucleotides. RefSeq names its product leucine-rich repeat-containing protein 51-like. Gene Ontology annotation, molecular function: protein binding. The coding region runs from base 16 to 540 and encodes 174 amino acids. The transcript is spliced from 6 exons. The record is from RefSeq and is a predicted model, not a curated record. Lineage: Eukaryota; Metazoa; Chordata; Actinopteri; Scombriformes; Scombridae.
GUUCACCUGACCUCCAUGUGUUUGAAGCAACCAGAUGAUCCCACAGGGGAGAACAUGUGGAAAGGCCCUUGGUGGUCGGUUGGUUUGAACACAAGACCUUCUUGCUCGAGACCUUCAGACUUGAACAUGUAUGGCCCACCGGUGGAUCUAUCAUUUAAAGACAUCAGCAAUGUGACAGGUGCACUGGCAGAACAACCCAGAAGUGGGCUGCGGCCUUUAAAUACAAACUCAAAGAGGAAGUAUCUGAGCCGCACUUUGCGUCUCAGUAACAACAACAUCACUGACCUUGUUGGCCUCCAGUACACUCUUGGCUACUUUUUGGCUGAACCAUCACAGCUCGGCUGGCUGGACCUGUCCUUCAACAAACUCACAGGCAUAGAUCCAGUUUUGUGUGAGCUCCGUGAACUGCGUGUGUUGUACCUUCAUAGCAACGGCAUCUGGAACCUGUCAGAAGUAGACAAGCUGGGAGAGCUGCAGUAUUUACACACCAUCACACUACAUGGAAAUGCCAUAGAGAAUAGUAAAGGCUACAGUUUGUGAAAUCAGAGAUUCUUGGCAAGCAAGUAGGAAACAUGUGAUUUCUGCCCUGCCUCAGUUGAGGACGAUGGACUUUAGCGCUGUGACACGCGACGAUCGAGUCUUGGCAAAUGUUUGGCGUCACCACACCAACCGUGGCAGAAACACCAAGGAGAGUCUUCAGUAACUGUUACCAGUUCAGGAAUUAAAGCAUGUUGAAUUAA